Molecule: messenger RNA, 1196 nt
Organism: Lottia gigantea (owl limpet)
Lineage: Eukaryota; Metazoa; Mollusca; Gastropoda; Lottiidae
Exons: 8
Coding region: 1-933 (310 amino acids)
Molecular function (GO): RNA binding
Source: RefSeq, a predicted model, not a curated record
AUGAGACUGAAGAAGAGUACACCAGUAAUGAAGCCUGCUAUGAAAAAAAAGGUUCCAGUUGAAAGUUCUGAUGAUGAUGAUGAUGAUGAUGAUGAUGAUGAUGAAGAUUCAGUUGAUAAUGGAGUCGAUAAUACAACUGCUUUAAAGGGUGUUAUGGAAAAUAUCAAACAGUUUGGUGGCAAUGCUGAAAGUGAUGAUGAGGAUGAUGAUGAUGAUGAUGAAGAAGAAGAAGAUGAUGAUGUCGAUAAUGACUCGGUACUACAAACUAAGAAGAGGAAGGUGGAAUCAUCAGCAGAUAUUCCUGCUAAAAAGACAAAAACAGAAUUCAUUUCUAUAUUUAUGGGAGGGUUAAAUAAAGACUCAACACCAGAAAGUAUUAAACAGUUUUUUACUAAGAAAGGUGUCACAGUACUAGAAGUUAGAAAGAAGCAGGGCAAAAAAUUUGGUCACUGUGAUUUGAGUACUAAGGAAGAUCUAGUUAAAGCAGUCAACCUAGAUGGAAAGAAAAUUGAUGGGGUAAAUGUGAAUAUUGCAGAGGCUACCAGUGCGAGACCUGAUUUCGAUGCACCAAAGAGAGCUAAAGUAGGAAAGAAAACAUUAGUAGUAAGAAAUCUGCAGUAUGCUGUUACUGAGAAUGAAUUAUUAGAGAAUUUUAAAGGUGCACUAGAGGCUAGAAUUCCAGUUUUUCCUGAUACUGGCAAAUCUAGAGGGAAAGGUUUUGUUGAUUUUCCAACAGUAGAUGAUGCUAAACAAUCUCAGAUUAAAAUGCAUGGAAAGAAAAUAAGAGGCAGAGCUAUUUAUGUAGAAUUUGCCCCUGAAAGUGGAAAAGGACCAGGUGCUAAAGAUGGGGAAGUUCUGAAAGAAAAGAAACGAAAACCCAAAAUUAAAAAUAAAGUCUUCACUGAAAAUCAAUUUGAAGAUGAUUCGGAUUAAAUUUUACACUUCUACAUUCUACUUACAAGAACUUUUAUUAAUCUUAUCAUGAUUUAUCAUCCCAAAUAUUCAAUGUGUUUUCUUUCUUCAGUGCUAUUGUGGAAUGGCUUAUUGGCUUUUGAACUAUGUUUUCUUUGAAUCAUUAAAAAGUGGAAUAGUCAUAAUUGUUUGAAUUUAUAUUACUUUUUAAAACUUUUGAAUAGAUUCUCCAAGAAGAAUAGUUAUUUUGCUUUAAUCAUGAAAAUAAAUAACAACAAAUUCUU